CCUGUCGGGAGACAGACUGCGCCAGCCAUCCUGAAGCUACGGGUGCCUUCUCCUAGCCUCCCCAAUGGAUUUCAGCCGCAGAAGCGUCCACAGAAGCCUGAGUUCCUCCUCACAAGGCCCUGCGGUCAUCAUGAGCAGCUCCAUUUAUAGGAAGGGGGGCCGGCAGCGCCUGGGGGCUGCACCUAGUGUUUACGGGGGCGCUGGAGGCUAUGGCACCCGGAUCUCAACCGCCAGUUCUGCACUGAGCUAUGGAAACAGUCUUGGUGGUGGCAGCGAUCUGUUCCCUGGCAGCGAAAAAAUGGCCAUGCAGAACCUAAAUGACCGCCUAGCCAGCUACCUAGACAAAGUGCGUUCCCUGGAGCAGUCCAACACCAAACUUGAAGCCCUGAUCAAGCAGUGGUACGAAGCCAACACACCCAGUGGCAUUCGGGACUUCAGUGCCUACUACCAGCAAAUCGAAGAGCUGCAGAACCAGAUUAAGAAUGCGCAAUUGGAAAACUCCCGGUGUACCCUGCAAAUUGACAAUGCCAAACUGGCCGCUGAGGACUUUAGACUGAAGUUUGAGACCGAGAGGGGGCUACGCCUAGCAGUGGAGGCCGACCUUCAAGGUUUGCGUAAGAUUCUUGGUGAACUAACCCUACAGAGAUCUGACUUGGAGAUUCAAAUUGAAGAACUGAAUAAAGAGCUGGAUCUCCUCAAGAGAGAGCAUGAGGAGGAAGUUGAUGUCCUUCGCCGGCAACUAGGCAACACUGUGAAUGUGGAGGUGGAUGCGGCUCCAGGCCUGAACCUCGGGGAAAUCAUGAGUGAAAUGAGACAGAAAUACGAAGUCCUGGCCCAGAAGAACCUUCAAGAGGCCAAGGAACAGUUUGAGCGACAGACAGAAACUCUGCAGCAGCAAGUCACGGUGGAUACUCAGGAGUUAAAAGGAAUUGAGGCCCAAGUGACGGAGCUGAAACGCACCCAGCAGAUCCUGGAGAUAGACCUCCAAUCCCAACUCAGCAUGAAAGAAUCUUUGGAGCGCACCCUGGAGGAGACCGAAGCUCGUUACCGUAACCAGUUGGCCACUCUCCAGGGCAUGCUAGGCUCUCUGGAGGCCCAGCUGGUGCAGGUGCGGAGUGACACAGAACGCCAGAACAAUGAAUACAACGCCCUUCUGGACAUUAAGACCCGGCUGGAGCAGGAAAUUGCUACUUACCGCCGCCUUCUGGAAGGAGACGAUGCAAACAUAGUGGAAGAGAGAGGUAAGUGGUCCAAAUGUUUGCACAUUUUCUGUAUCACUGGAAUCUCAAGUGGCUUUCCGUGAGCCAUCCCUGGUGGA
This is a messenger RNA of Ochotona princeps (American pika), 1318 nucleotides long. It is a transcript of the gene KRT20, whose product is annotated as keratin 20. Gene Ontology annotation, molecular function: structural molecule activity. Bases 65 to 1303 code for a protein of 412 amino acids. The transcript has 7 exons. The record is from RefSeq and is a predicted model, not a curated record. Lineage: Eukaryota; Metazoa; Chordata; Mammalia; Lagomorpha; Ochotonidae.